Molecule: messenger RNA, 1967 nt
Organism: Argentina anserina (silverweed cinquefoil)
Lineage: Eukaryota; Viridiplantae; Streptophyta; Magnoliopsida; Rosales; Rosaceae
Product: dihydrofolate synthetase
Exons: 13
Coding region: 95-1747 (550 amino acids)
Biological process (GO): folic acid-containing compound biosynthetic process
Cellular component (GO): cytoplasm; mitochondrion; cytosol
Molecular function (GO): ATP binding; dihydrofolate synthase activity; tetrahydrofolylpolyglutamate synthase activity
Source: RefSeq, a predicted model, not a curated record
GUUUGGGUCGCAGAGGGCAGCAAAAGAGAGAGACAGGGAGAUGCACAUGGAUUAACAAAAUUCUAGUUUCUGCUUUGAGUUUGUAGAAAUAAAAAUGCUGAAGCUUUUCCGGCAAUGCUCCGUUUUUACGAAUUGGGUUUCAUCAAUUCGGGUUGGGUUAUUGGGUAAUCUGGAGCCCAGAAGAGGGUUUUUCUCAAUCUCAGAGGAUAUUGAGCUGAAGGAGUUGAUGGAGUACAUGGACUCACUGAAGAACUAUGAGAAAUCAGGGGUUCCUGUCGGAGCGGGCACCGAUUCCAACGACGGGUUUGAUCUGGGUCGAAUGCAGACUUUGAUGGAACUCAUGGGUAGUCCUCAUUUUAAGUUCAAGGCUGUUCACAUUGCUGGAACGAAAGGAAAAGGAUCAACAACAGCAUUUCUGAGCAACAUUUUGAGGGCAGAAGGGUAUUCAGUUGGGUGUUAUACUAGCCCACAUAUUCGAACUAUCAGGGAGCGAAUUACUCUAGGAAGGUCUGGUGAGCCAGUGUCGGCAAAGGCUUUGAACUGUAUCUUUCAAGAGAGUAAAAAGAAUGUUGAUUGUGCUAUUGAAGUUGAGAAUGGAUAUAUUAGUCACUUUGAGGUUCUUACUGCACUAGCAUUCACACUAUUUGCCAAAGAGAAGGUUGAUAUCGCAGUGAUUGAGGCUGGGUUGGGGGGUGCUCGGGAUGCAACUAAUGUCAUUCCUAGCUCUGGACUUGCCACAUCCAUCAUUACUACAAUAGGUGAGGAACAUUUGGCCGCACUUGGAGGUUCUUUGGAAAGUAUUGCAAUGGCGAAGUCCGGAAUCAUGAAACAUGGCUGCCCAGUGGUUUUAGGUGGUCCAUUUCUUCCACAUAUCGAGUGCAUUCUUCGUGAUAAAGCAUUGCUGAUGAAUUCUCCUGUAGUAUUAGCAUCUGAUACAAGAAACAAAAGCAAGAUAAAUGGUUUUAGCAUGCUUGAUGGUAGACCCUUCCAAUCUUGUGAUAUAGUGAUACAGCUUGAGAGUGACUUAAAGCUGUCAAUUGAAUUAUUGGAUUUGAAACUAUUCAUGCUUGGAAGUCACCAACUUCAGAAUGCUGUAACUGCUACUUGUGCAGCACUAUGUCUCCGUAACUUGGGAUGGAGAAUUUCAGAUGCAUCCAUUAGAACUGGUUUACAGCAGACUCACCUUCUUGGAAGAAGUCAAUUUCUAACAUUGGAAGAAGCCGAGGCAUUGGGAUUGUUUGGAGCAACAAUAUUGCUUGAUGGAGCCCACACCAAAGAAUCUGCUAAAGCGCUGAUGGACACUAUAAUGAUGACUUUCCCAGAGUCGCGAUUGAUUCUUGUGGUUGCAAUGGCAAACGACAAAGAUCAUCUAGGUUUUGCAAGAGAGUUUCUUUCAGGUGGGCAUCUAGAGGGUGUCAUUUGUACAGAAGCUAACAUUGCUGGGGGAAAAACUCGGACAACUGCAGCAUCAGUGCUAAGAAAUUGCUGGAUCCAAGCUUCCAAAGAACUGAGCCCAGAUAUCGUUCAUGAUCAAAUGACAGAAUGUCAAGACUUUUCAAAGGUCCAAUUAGUUGGCUUAAGCGCCUCAAGAAAAAGACCAUUACUUGCUGCCGUGCCUUCAUUUCAGGAUUCCAUGAAGAUUGCAAAUCAAAUUCUCAGGGGAAGAACCAGGGAUCAAUCUCAUAUUACUGUAAUAACUGGCUCUCUACAUAUAGUUGCAUCAACAUUAGCUACCCUCAAUGCAUAAUGGCUUCACUUUUGUCACUGUGAACUGUCCAGAAAAUUACUGUAGUGCAGAAAAAGCAUGAGGAAUUCUGGAAUUUCAUGGGGCUCAUCAUCAUUUAUACUUCAAAUUUUGUAUUAUACAUGUUGACGGCAUGCACACUCAUAGCCUUUGGGAGGAGGACCACUUUUUUUUCUUUUUCUUUUUUCAGAUUGUUCGAAGUUAAUGACACGGUAUGGUUAAU